Molecule: messenger RNA, 1437 nt
Organism: Acaulospora colombiana
Lineage: Eukaryota; Fungi; Glomeromycota; Glomeromycetes; Diversisporales; Acaulosporaceae
Source: the annotation of a GenBank genome assembly
AUGUCCCCAAUUGCCGACAUUUCAGCGCAAAACGAAGCGUCUGUCGUGCCGAAUGGAAAGCAUGUAGAAAAACCAAGUUCUUCUUUCACGCCGCUAUUACAUAGAACGCCAUGGGUCCCACCCGUUGCCGUUACAGGAGAAGGUGUCCACUUGAUUCUAGAGGAUGGGACGCGCAUCAUCGAUGCCGUGGGAGGGGCAGCCGUGAAUUGCAUAGGCUCGGGUCACCCCAAAGUCAUACAGGCAGUCAAGGAUCAGUUGGAUAAGCUACUCUCCAAUCAACCUUCCGAAAAAUUGGCAGCACGACUCAUCUCGAGCUCGGAUGGUGCGUUCAGCCAAUGUGUGUUCGUAUCCGGCGGUUCGGAAGCCAUGGAAGCCGCGAUCAAACUAGCAAAACAAUACUUUUGGGAGGUCGAUCAACCUCAACGGAAAUACUUUAUUGCAAGACAUCAGUCCUACCACGGCAAUACGCUCGGAGCAUUGGCUUUAUCUCAUCACCCGUUCAGGCGAGCACCAUACGAAGACAUAUUGAAUCACAAAGCGUUCCAUUACGUCAGUCCAGCUUACUAUAAGCGCUAUGCGCGAGCUGGUGAAUCAGAGGAGCAAUACGUCGCCAGGCUUGUCCAAGAAUUGGAAGAUAAAUUCCAAGAGUUAGGCCCAGAAAAUGUCAUUGGCUUUGCCGCUGAACCAGUGGUUGGAGCCACUCAAGGUGUCACAUACGCGCCCAAGGGCUACUUCGCCGCGAUGAGUGCCGUAUGCCGCAAGUACGGCGCACUACUUAUCCUUGAUGAGGUGAUGUGCGGUAUGGGGAGGAUGGGAACAUCUAUGCAUGCAUGGCAAGGUCCCAAUUCUUACACGGACGGCGUCUCGCCAGACAUUCAAGCCGUGGCCAAGGGUCUAGGUGGAGGUUAUGGAAGCAUAGGUGCCAUACUACUCAACGAGAGAGUUGCAGGUGGCUUGCAACAAGGAAGCAAGUAUCUACAGCAUGGUCAUACCUAUCAGGCUCAUCCACUAGCAAUGGCCGCCAGCUUGGCUGUACAAGAUGUUAUAGAGGAGGAAAACCUCUUAGAGAAGGCCGGAAGAGUUGGAACUGUUCUACAGCAACAACUCGAGCAGUCCCUGACGGGGCCGAACGCUCUAUCUGCUCCCUACAUUUUCGACAUCCGCGGUGGCGGGUGCUUUUGGGGCAUAGAGUUCCAAUUCCCGGAAGAGGUCGAAGAGAAAUGGUUCUCCAAGCAACGAUUCGGAGGCUUGGUACAGGCUGCCGCUAUGGAAAACGGUGCCGUCAUCAUUGGAAUGAGUGGUGGAAUCGAUGGGAAGAAGGGUGACUUUAUUAUUCUGGCUCCAGCGUAUAACAUCAGUGAUGAAGAGAUUACGGAAGUCGUUACGAAAGUAACCAAGUCCAUCGAAGACGUCUUGAAGCGAACUGUAUUAUCCUAA